AUAAUUUUGUCUAGCAACAAAUUCACUAGUCACUCGCCAGGCCAGUCUCCACCAAAAGAGAAGUAUGCAUCCCUCAUACUCCUUCCCACUUCCAUUUCCUUCUCUCGGUUCUUGCUUCAAUUACGGUGCUACCAAUUUUCACUGGAAGAACCCCUCUUUUACUAUCUGCUAUUCUUUCAAGAAUUUAACCCCCAUUAAAGCUUCCAUGGAAAGAGAAGACAAAAAUGAUAAAAAAGAUACGGGAUUUUCAGCAAAAGGUUCAGGAACAAGUGCAAGAGGAAGGAGACUCCUUAAGUUGCGUGAAGAAAAGCACAGAAGAGAGCAAGAACGCCUUCAUAAUUAUCCUUCGUGGGCCAAAGUUUUAGAAAAUGCUUGUAAAAAUGAUGUUGAACUCAGAGCUGUUCUUGGUGAUAGCAUCGGUAAUCCUGAACUCAUGCGCAAAAGGGUUGAAGAAAGAGUUAGAAAGAAGGGUAGAGAUUUCCAGAAAUCCAAGACAGGCUCUGUCGUUGCGUUCAAAGUCAGCUUUAGAGACUUUAAUCCUCUGGACUCGUAUAUCUGGGUGGAACUAUUCGGGUCACCAUCUGAUAGGGAUGUCGAUCUGUUUGGAAGUGUCAUUCAAGCUUGGUAUGUGAUGGGGCGUUUGGGUGCUUUUAACUCGUCAAAUUUGCAGUUGACGAGUUCUUCAAUGGAGUACAAUCCCCUAUACGACGCAGACAAGGCUCUCAAAGUAAUGCCUUCAUCAUUCCAUGAUAUUAGCGAUGUUGAAUUUCAGGACAAUUGGGGCCGAUUUUGGGUCGACCUUGGAACUUCUGAUGCUUUUGCCAUUGAUGUUCUGCUGAAUUCCUUGACUGUGUUAAGCUCAGAGUAUCUUGGCAUUCAACAGGUAGUUUUUGGUGGUCGUAAAAUGGGAGAUUGGGAGGAGGGAAUGACUAGUUCCGAGUAUGGUUAUAAGUUCUUUAAAAUAUGAAGUGUAUUUUCAUGUGCAAGAAUCUACAAUUUCCAUCAAUGCCAAUGGUGGCAUAACUUCAACUUGUGUGCACACAUCAAGAGAAUUGCUUCAUAUAUGCAGUAAAUUUGUCUCAGUUGGAGCAAGUACUGUCUUUCUUAGGCAAGGUAUUGAUUAUCACCUUCCCUUCCAUCAACUUACCUUAUAAUCCAAAAAAAAAUCGGCUAAUGAUACUUGUUUGUGAUUAAAUGGUGGAUGAGAGAAAUAAUUGAUGCGUUCAUGUUCCUUUUCAAGCCGAGGUCGUUCAGAGUUUCCACCUUUGUUAUCCGAUUACGGCACAUGUGGAUGUGGGUGCCCUAACCUACCUUGUUAUCCCGCCUCAGUUUAGUUGGAUACUGAAGUCUAGUCAUCUUUAUCUUGUACUACCUUGUAUUUCGAUGUAAACAAACAAUAGCACUUGUUAUAGUAAAUUAAAAUAUCAAAAUUUUGUUGCGU
This is a messenger RNA of Amaranthus tricolor (Joseph's coat), 1441 nucleotides long. RefSeq lists its product as uncharacterized. The record is from RefSeq and is a predicted model, not a curated record. Bases 65 to 967 code for a protein of 300 amino acids. Lineage: Eukaryota; Viridiplantae; Streptophyta; Magnoliopsida; Caryophyllales; Amaranthaceae. The transcript is spliced from 8 exons.